Molecule: messenger RNA, 1578 nt
Organism: Impatiens glandulifera
Lineage: Eukaryota; Viridiplantae; Streptophyta; Magnoliopsida; Ericales; Balsaminaceae
Product: cell division protein FtsZ homolog 1, chloroplastic-like
Exons: 6
Coding region: 100-1329 (409 amino acids)
Biological process (GO): cell division; microtubule-based process; chloroplast fission
Cellular component (GO): chloroplast; cell division site; cytoplasm
Molecular function (GO): GTPase activity; GTP binding
Source: RefSeq, a predicted model, not a curated record
UCUUCUUGACCACCACCAGACUAGAACUGCAAAAUUUGUCUCACUUAAACCCUAAAAACCUCCAUACCCACCAUUUGUAACUCCUCUUUCUAGCUAAAAAUGAUAUCUUCUUCUCCUUCCUCGUCUAUCCCCUGCCUUAACCAGAAGAAUUCCUCUCCCUUCGUUCCCAGAUUAUCUUUCUCAGCAAAUGGUCGUCGAACAACCCUCUGUAAGGGUCGUCGUCAAUUCGUAAUAAGAAGCUCAUUUACUCCAAUGGAGUCUGCCAAAAUCAAGGUUGUGGGUGUCGGCGGCGGCGGCAACAAUGCAGUUAAUCGCAUGAUUCUUAGUGGAUUACAUGGUGUUGAUUUCUACGCGAUAAACACUGAUUCUCAAGCUCUAUUGCAAUCCGCUGCCGAGAACCCUAUUCAGAUUGGAGAGCUUUUAACUCGAGGACUUGGUACUGGAGGUAAUCCACUGUUGGGUGAACAAGCUGCAGAAGAAUCGAAAGAAGAAAUUGCUGCUGCUUUGAAAGGUUCAGAUUUAGUUUUCAUAACUGCUGGUAUGGGUGGAGGUACAGGAUCCGGAGCUGCCCCAGUUGUAGCCCAGAUUUCAAAGGAUGCAGGUUAUCUAACUGUUGGUGUAGUUACCUAUCCUUUCAGCUUUGAAGGACGCAAAAGAUCAUUGCAGGCAUUGGAGGCCAUCGAGAAGUUACAGAAUAACGUUGACACACUCAUAGUCAUUCCUAAUGACAGGUUAUUAGAUAUAGCCGACGAACAUACGCCCCUUCAAGAUGCCUUCCUGCUUGCUGAUGAUGUCUUACGUCAAGGCGUCCAAGGAAUUUCAGACAUAAUAACAAUACCUGGACUAGUGAAUGUGGACUUUGCAGAUGUGAAAGCAGUAAUGAAGGAUUCAGGAACGGCGAUGCUUGGUGUAGGGGUUUCCUCGGGCAAGAAUCGAGCCCAAGAAGCAGCUGAACAAGCCACUCUGGCUCCUCUUAUCGGCUCAUCAAUCCAAUCCGCUACUGGAGUUGUCUACAAUAUCACAGGCGGAAAGGAUAUAACUUUGCAAGAAGUUAAUAGGGUUUCUCAGGUUGUUACGAGUUUGGCGGAUCCUUCUGCUAAUAUAAUUUUUGGAGCUGUUGUGGACGAGAGGUACAACGGGGAGAUUCAUGUGACAAUUAUAGCAACUGGUUUUUCGCAGUCAUUUCAGAAGACACUCUUAACUGACCCUCGAGGGGCAAAGAUAGUUGAGAAUGGACUGGGAAUUCAGGAAAAAGUAGCUGCGCAGCUAAAAUCAUCGUCUCCAAAUUCAAACUCAUCUCGUCCUCCUAAACGAGGGCUCUUUUUCUAGUGAUUUUGUAAAUUAAGUUUGUUUUUCUAAUCAUCGAUAGCUAGGGUUGUUGUCUCAUUUUCCCUCUUCUUUGGUUUGGCUUUAGUAUUUUUAGCUGCAUAUGUAAUUUUUUGUGUGAAAUGACAGUGUUUGUUCAUUCAUUGCCCAACCAUUUAAGUAUUGGUGGCGCUUAAGUCAAAUUGCUAAACUGAAUAUAAUGAUUUUUGAUUGUGCAUUUCAAUCUAUAAACUGACUGAGUUAUUAUUUUUA